This is a messenger RNA of Umbelopsis ramanniana AG, 1388 nucleotides long. RefSeq lists its product as uncharacterized. Gene Ontology annotation, cellular component: nucleolus. The transcript is spliced from 4 exons. NCBI's taxonomy places the organism in Eukaryota, Fungi, Mucoromycota, Umbelopsidomycetes, Umbelopsidales, Umbelopsidaceae. Bases 20 to 1291 code for a protein of 423 amino acids. Gene Ontology annotation, molecular function: histone binding; DNA binding. Gene Ontology annotation, biological process: regulation of DNA-templated transcription; nucleosome assembly. The record is from RefSeq and is a predicted model, not a curated record.
UUCCAGUUUGCUAAAACUCAUGAGCGAUGUCCAGUUUGAAGAUCUGUUAGCUGCGGCAACUAGGAUCUCUAGGGAGCAAGAACAGGAUUUGAAGCAAAGAGCAGAUCGAAACCGGGAGGAGGAAGCUCGCAAAAGACAGGAGGAAGAGCGACGUCAGAAAUCGAAAAAGGAUGCUCAGGCUGCGAUUAUAAAGCUUCGGGAAGAAGAGGAAAAGCGUAGGAAGCAAUCGUUGGUGAAACAGAAGCUGAUGAAGGAGCGCCGUGAACAGGAGUUACUGCAGCGUCAGAAGCAGCAACAGCGCAAUGCCAACGAUCGCAAACUUGCCGAACGCAAGACUACUGACCGCAAACCUUCAUCAAAACAACCUGCCCGUCAAAAUAUGGUACCGGAGAAGCCGAGGAUUGUUCAAGAUCUUUCUUUUGAUGAGAUUAUGAAACGAGCGAAGCAAGUACCUACUGACAAGAAGGCGCUGAGUUUGCAGAAAAAACCACUGCCAUCCGAGCCUGGUCCGAACCGACCAAAGCCUUCCCUUUCAGAAGCCAGCCGUAAACCCAAGGCGUCUACUUCAACGCCUAGCAGGCCUCAUACCACACCCAACAAACAACCCACAAAGUCGUCCAUUUAUACCAGCCGACCGUCUAGCAACCUUUCUGCAGCAGCGGGAAGCGCCAAAAUGGCCUCUGUCCGUGAUAGGCUUAAGAACAUAGCAUUAGCACCUCCGCAGCGACUGAACACAGUGAAACGAGAUUUGCGGUCCGUUGAGGAAAUCCAACAGGACAUACGAAGACAGCUCGGAAAGGCGCCGAAUGAAGAAAAGCCUGCAAGAGAACGAGUGCGUGAACGUCAACCUAUCCGCCGCUCUCUUUCUCCUCGAUCUGCUCCCACGCGAGCACCGGAACGACGACCCAUCCGCCGUUCUCUUUCUCCUCGACCUAGACCGCAACGACCUGCUGGCCGUAUGCCGUUCCGACCCAAUCAACGAAGACGCUAUAGUGAUGAAGAGGAAGACGAUGAUUUGGAUGGGUUCAUCGAUGACGGCGACGAGGAAGAGGAUCUCAACAAUUAUUCGGACGUCAUCAGCAAGAUGUUCCGAUAUGAUCGUAAAAGAUACCGCGAUGAAACAUUCUCUGACGACGAUAUGGAAGCUGGUGCAAGUGAUGUGUUACGUGAGGAGACUCGAAGUUCCCGCAUUGCUCGGCAGGAAGAUCUGUUGGAGGAACAGCGUGAGCGUGAGGAGAUGGAACGCGCACACAAGCGUAAAUUAGCUAAACAGAAGAAGCAGCAGAAGUAGUCCUAUAUACUUUGUACAUACAUAUUGUUUUUGACCGACCCGCACAAUAAAGAUAACUGCAAUGACAGGAAACUCAAAACUACUGUUUAUAUCAAAA